AUGCGAUCGUUGCGUAAGUCAUGGGUCCGAGUGCGUCUACUCGAUCUCGCAACCACUGGGUCGGCCGGCCAAGAAGAAGGGAAACCGGCCGACUGCAGGGGUGCAGACGAGCAGAGCUGGGGCGGAGGCAGGGGACCGUCCGAGGGGGCAGAAUGCGACAAGGCCUCCGAGGCCCGCGCUGGCAUCGAUGAGACGCCGGAUAGCCAGAAGAAUCAGACCCCAGUCGAAGAUCGGAUCCAGGACCAGGAGAUUACCAACUUUGACGCGGGAGCCAUCGAUACAAUCCUGGAUAUCGACGGCACAUCUGGAUUCCCGUUUAAUCUCCCCAACCUUUCCGAUUUCCAAGAGGGUCCCCAAAGUCCAGGGCUCGGGUUUAACUUUUGCAUACAGAAUUACACUCCCUCCUUCGGUUUGAUAUCCGACGAGGCUCCCAUGCACCAACCCGUGGAUGGAGAUCCAAGUUCUCUCCGCAUAGCUGCGCCGGAAAUCUAUUCCCGGUCACCCUUUAAAUUUGAUGCGAUUUAUCCUUUUUGCCUUGCACCGGACGCAAGACAGGUCUCAGGAACAAUCCAGGGACCGUGGCGAAUCAUGGAAUUGCCUUCCAAUGAAGUCGCCCACGACCAACUGGACAGCAGUUCCGGUCAAUCUCCUUCACCGGAAGAGAUUGAUUAUGAGUCUCUGUCGGAAGAUUCAUCUUCCACUCGCUGUGACUGCUUUAACUAA
Molecule: messenger RNA, 723 nt
Organism: Penicillium soppii
Lineage: Eukaryota; Fungi; Ascomycota; Eurotiomycetes; Eurotiales; Aspergillaceae
Exons: 2
Coding region: 1-723 (240 amino acids)
Source: RefSeq, a predicted model, not a curated record